CUUCUCUCACUCUCUUUCCCCUCCCUCCUUCCAACCCCCACCCCUUUUCCCCUCACAUCCUUGGAAGCAACAAUUAAGCAGCUCUGGGAUAAAACACACUGGCUGUGAGAGGACUGGGGCAUUGCUUCAAGAGAUGGCAAGGCAGCUAGCUGCAUCCCUCUUUCCCGGAGUCCUCCUCCUCCUCUCCAUCCUCCAGGCUUCUUGGCAAGGAGGGGUCCCUGGUGGUAUCCCUGGAGGGGGACUUCUAGGAGGAGGAUAUUACCCAGGAGCUGCUGGAGUAGGAGGCCUGGGAGCAGGUGGAAUAGGAGCUGGAGUAGGCCUUGGGGGUGCAGGGCUUGGUGCUGGAGGAAAACCUCCCAAGCCAGGAGUUGGAGGCCUUGGGGGAUUUGGGGCACUUGGUCUGCAACCCGGUGGUGUAGCUCAGCUGGGCUUGUACCCAGGGGGUAUCUACCCAGGUGCUGGGUCGGCAGCUUCCUAUAAAGCUGCUGCCAAAGCUGGUGCUGGCUUGGGCGGAGUUGGCACCAUUGGAGGAGUCAGUGGUGUUGGUGGCCUUGGGGUUUCCACAGGUGCUGUAGUGCCCCAGCCUGGGGUUCAGCCAGGAGCAGCUGCUGGAGUAAAACCCCCCAAAGUACCAGGUGUUGGGAUUCCUGGAGUGUUUCCAGGAGGCGUGCUUCCAGGGACAGGCCUCCGUUAUCCUGGUGUUGGUGUCCUGCCUGGUGUACCAACAGGGACUGGAGUCAAGCCAAAAGCCCCAGGAGCAGGUGGAGGAGCUUUUGCUGGAUUCCCUGGAUUUGGUGGCUUUGGAGGUCAGCAGCCUGGCGUCCCUCUGGGAUACCCUAUCAAAGCACCCAAGCUCCCAGGUGGCUAUGGGUUGCCUUACAGCACUGGAAAGCUACCCUAUGGAUAUGGACCUGGAGGGUUAGGAGGUGUAGCCGGCGCUGGAGGGAAGGCAGGAUACCCCACAGGAACAGGAGUUGGGGUGCAAGCAGCAGCAGCUAAAGCAGCAGCUAAAUAUGGUGCUGGUGCCCUGCCUGGUGCAGGUGGCAUUCCAGGAGUUGGAGGCUUGGUGCCCGGUGCUGGGGGGAUCCCUGGUGUACCAGGGGCUGCAGGCAUUGCAGGAGCUGGAGGCCCUGUAGCAGCAGCAGCAGCUGCAAAGGCAGCAGCAAAGGCAGCAGCCUAUGGUACUGGUGUCUUGCCUGGUACUGGUGCUGUUCCUGGAGUGGUGCCUGGUGUUGGGGGAGUGCCUGGUUUGCUGCCUAGCAUUGGAGGUGUCCCAGGAGCUGUGGGGGUGCCAGGAGCUGGAAGCCCAGCAGCAGCAGCAGCCGCCAAAGCAGCAGCCAAAGCAGCCAAGUAUGGAGCUGCUGGUAUUGGAGGUGUCCCUGGUGUUGGCGGUAUUCCUGGUGUUGGUGUUCCUGGUGCAAUACCUGGUGUUGGAGUUGUCCCUGGUACAGUGCCUGGAGUUGGAGGUAUUCCAGGAGCUGGAGUUACAAGCCCAGCAGCAGCUGCGGCAGCCAAAGCAGCAGCCAAAGCAGCAGCCUAUGGAGCUGGAGGGCUACCAGGGGCUGGUAUUGGUGGUGUUGGUGGCCUGGUGCCAGGUGGUGUUGGAGGUCUGGUGCCUGGUGUUGGAGGCGUAGGCGGCAUUGGAGGUGUCGGAGGUCCGGCAGCUGCAGCUGCCAAAGCAGCUGCCAAGGCCGCCAAGUAUGGCAUAGGUGGAGUGGGAGGCCUGGCACCUGGUGGUAUUGGAGGUCUGGCACCUGGUGGUGUGGGGGCCUUGGCUCCAGGAAUUGGUGGAAUUGGAGGACUGGGGCCUGGCGGGAUUGGUGGCAUUGGAGGACUUGGAGGUGUGGGAGCAGCAGCAGCAGCCAAAGCAGCCGCCAAAGCAGCCAAAUAUGGGCCAGGGGCUGGUGGAGUGCCAGGCAGAGUGCCAGGUGUAGUGCCUGGGGCUGGCGGGCUGCCAGGAGUGACACCUGGGGCUGGUGCAGUACCAGGCCUCGUGCCUGGUGGGGGAGUGCCAGACGGUGGCAUUUUACCUGGAGUGGGGAUUCCCCAGGUUGGGGUGCAACCAGGUGCCAAACUUCCCAAAUAUGGUGGCCUUGGCGCUGCUGGCCUUGGCGCUGCUGGCCUUGGUGCUGGCGGCCUUGGUGUUGGUGGCCUUGGUGCUGGAGGCAUCCCAGCAGGGGCUGCUGCUGGUCUGAAGGCUCUUAAAGCAGGUGUUGGGUUCCGUGGCUAUGGAGUUCCAGGGGGAGCUGGCAGAGGACUCAAUGGGCUAGGAACUGGGCUGCUGUACACAGGAGUCGGUGCUAAAGCUCCCAAAACAGGUUUCGGUGCUGGAGGCUUACAGCCAGGGGCUGUAUUUCCUGGCUUUGGUCUGUCUCCCAUUUACCCAGGUGGGGUUGGUGGCCAGCUGGGAUAUGGAGGAAAACCCCCAAAGCCUUAUGGUGGGGCACUUGGUGCUCUGGGCUACAGAGGUGGAGCUGGCUGCCAAGGGAAGUACUGUGGCAGGAAGCGGAAGUAACCACACCAGACUGCAUACCAUUAACCUCAUGAACUUUGGUGCUACUGCAUGGUGUAGGAUGUAAACCCUGAGGAAAGCAGAGAUCCCCCUCCCCUCCCUUCCCCCUGAGCCCCUGCUCCUUCCUCUGGGCCACUGUGCCCAGACACACCCUGGGAGGGAGCUCAAGAACCACUGACAUCCCCUGGCAUUUGCCCUAAGCCUGAGCAGCUCGUGCAGCGGAAGCAGGGCGCAUUCAUCCCUGGGGCUCCUCUCUCCCCAGCAGGAAGCAUGGAAUAAACUGAGGGGAGUGUUGUUCCCCACUGGUGCUAUAGCUCCUUGCAGGGAGAGUCCAGGCAGACCCACUGGCCAGGAAUGGGUGACAAAACCAACCCUGAGGAGGGAAGCCCCAGCUCUUUGGGGAGUGCCAAGCCUCAGGGGAAGGCUGGCUGGCUUCAGAGGGCAGUGAGGGGCUGGGCUCUCAACCUACUGCCACAGCAGGAGGCAAUGCCCAGAGUCAGCAGCCCAAAGACCAUUUUCUCUGAAGACUCUGCCCAGUUGGCAUUGCUGCCAUGUGCCGGGCCUAGUGGCUUCUCCCUCUGUUUUAGACACAGCUGUGAGGAAGUUCACUUAGAAACUAGCUAGCCUUGGGUAUAAUCUCCACCCUCACAACACCCUCCUGGGCCCAUAGUCUUAGGGUCUUAGGGUCCUAGGCUUGUGCUACAGGGUAGGGUUGGUGGUUCCUUGGAGGAGGGAAGGGGAAUUCCUCUUGCUCAGAAAUUCACAAUAACAUUGACCGCAGAGGAUCAUGGGUGGGUUAAAUUUUCCCAGAGUUCUUCGCGGUGGUGCCAUCUGAUGCCAUGGCCCUUCCCCUGGUGCUGGAAGAGGUAGCCCCCCCUCCCCCUCCCACCAGCAUGUGGGGAAGAGCUGGAGCUAUCAGCAGAGCCAAGUCAUGAACACUGACGGGAUUCGCUUUAAUCUACCCACCCCUGAGGCCCAGGGGACUGGUGUGCACUGGCCCAGCUCUUGCCUUGCCCAUGCCAGAACUUCCCCUCAGCAGUACUGUAUGGUCAGUCUGUGCCAGAGCAGUGCCCCCACCCCCACUGCAUUUCCUGUGGGCUCACUGUGCCCACUGUUCUCCUGUUGUUCUGGAUGCCUGUGUGUUACUGAGAGCUGUGGGCCAGGAAACAUUCUCACCUCUUCAUGUUACUCACUUUGAUAUAACUUGGAUGGGACACUUUAUAAAGAGGGAAAGUAACUGCUUCCAAACAGAUUAAUAAACAAUGACUUUUUAAAGGAA
Molecule: messenger RNA, 3791 nt
Organism: Gavialis gangeticus (Gharial)
Lineage: Eukaryota; Metazoa; Chordata; Crocodylia; Gavialidae
Gene: ELN
Product: elastin
Exons: 36
Coding region: 134-2515 (793 amino acids)
Molecular function (GO): extracellular matrix structural constituent
Source: RefSeq, a predicted model, not a curated record